GAGCGGCUGGCGGGGCGGCUGCGGGCGCGGCGGAGCCAGGAGGAGGAGGAGGAGAAGAAGCAGCGGGAGGUGUCCGGGAACCCGGCGCGGAGACGGGCCCGAGAGCUGGCCGCGCUGCAGCUGGUGCACCCCAACGUGUUGGCCAGAGCGCUGAAGCAGGGAGCCGUGUACCAGGACGAGGAGGUGGUGGUGCUCAACAAGCCCUACGGCCUCCCCGUGCACGGUGGCCCUGGGAUCAAGAACUGUGUUGCUGAUGUGCUGCCAAUUUUGGCCAAGAUGCUGAAAAACAUGAGAGCUGAACCUCUGCACCUGUGUCAUCGGCUGGACAAAGAGACCACAGGUGUCAUGGUACUGGCAUGGAGCAAGGAGGCAGCAGACAGGAUCCGACUCCUCUUCAAAACUCGCCAGGUGGAGAAGAUAUACUGGGCAAUUAGCGUAGGGCACCCCGACCCUGCUGAGGGCAUUGUGGAAAUCCCCAUGGUGGAGAAGGAGGUGCGGAGCCACCAGCCUCACUACAAGAUGACACUGGCUCCAAACUACCGCCUGUCUCCUGAGGAUGGGAAGGUGCUGAAAAUUCGCAAGAAUUGCAGUGCUGAAAGCGCUGUGACACGGUACUGCAUUCUGGCUAGCUCAUCUGCCUGCUCUCUGCUGGAGCUCCAGCCCAUCACAGGAGUGAAGCACCAGAUCCGGGUUCACCUGGCCUAUGGGUUGGGGUGCCCAAUACUGGGGGAUCACAAAUACUCACACUGGAGCAAGCUGGCACCCCAGAAGCUUCCUGAAGUCACCCUGAGGAGGCUGAAGCUGGAGCAGAGCAAGGCUCGCCACCUCCCGCUGCACCUCCAUGCCCGCCGCCUCUCCCUGCCGCUGGGUGCCAGUGGGGGCAAGUGGAUAGACCUCGUGUGUGAGCCACCUGUCUUCUUUCACAGGACAUUGAGGAAGCUGGAGCUGGACAUUGAUAAAAACUAGGAUGGGGCUCAUCAGCAGGACAGCACUGGUCCUGUGCAUCUCUGUGCCUCUAGCACAUGGUAGUGCUGGAUCCAGCCUUGCUGCAGUGAUGUCUGCCUUGCAGCAAGCGGUGUGAUGUGGUCUGCGGUCUCUGCUGCUUGGGAGAAACCUCACCUGAUGGGUAACAGCGUUGCUGGCUUCAGCGUGUGCACUUUUGCCCAUAGUCCAGGCCUGAUUUAGAGCAGAAAUGCGGCUAGGUGCACUCAGGAGCCUCUUGUUCAUGCUGAUAAAGCUGGGUAGAAACUGGGCAUCACCCAGUCUGUGUUUUGAACUUGACCCUGCACAAUAAAGGACCCAUCUCCUGCG
Messenger RNA from Cygnus olor (mute swan), 1311 nucleotides. RefSeq names its product RNA pseudouridine synthase D4 (gene RPUSD4). The record is from RefSeq and is a predicted model, not a curated record. Gene Ontology annotation, biological process: pseudouridine synthesis. Bases 277 to 966 code for a protein of 229 amino acids. The transcript is spliced from 7 exons. NCBI's taxonomy places the organism in Eukaryota, Metazoa, Chordata, Aves, Anseriformes, Anatidae. Gene Ontology annotation, molecular function: RNA binding; pseudouridine synthase activity.